AUGUUCAUCGUAGCGAGAUUCUUCGCCGGCAUGGGAUCAUGGGGAUUCCUGGCCGUUACCCCCGUAUACUCUGCUGAACUCGCCCCUCCUGGACUUCGCGGCCUCUUCGUGGGAAUGAAUGGUGUCAAUAUUGCUCUUGGAUAUGGUCUCGCAUCAUACAUGGGCAUGGCAUUCUAUUAUGCGGACAACGAUGCCACAAAAUGGCGUGGGCCUCUCGGAAUGGCUCUUGUCUGGCCUUUCAUGAUGCUGGCUAUCCUCCCGUUUAUUCCCGAAAGCCCAAGGUAUCUACUCAUGAAGAACCAAGUUGAAAAGGCACGGGACAUCGUACUGAGGCUUCACUCAACCGAAGGCGAUGAUGAUCAGGUGUUCGCCCGGUCUGAGUUUUACCAGAUGCAGAAACAAACCGAGCAUGACCAGAAGAUGGAUAUGGGCUGGCUCGAUAUGGUUAGGAAGCCGGGUGCCCGGAGUAGGACUGCUCUGGCCAUGGGCUUUGCUUUUAUCGGGCAGAGCACGGCGGUUUUGGUAAUUAAUAACUACGGACCUUCACUUUAUGGAAAAUUGGGGUUUGGGACGGAAGAUCAGUUGAGAUUUCAGUGUGGAUGGAUCACAGUUGGGGUCAUCUUUAACUUGGUUGGUGCUCUAAUCAUGGAUAAGUUAGGAAGACGUCCACUCAUGCUGUUUGGGGUGGCCGGUUGCUGUGUAUGUCUCAUCCUCGAAGCAGCUAUGGUUGCCAGUUUUGCAGAGGAGGGGACAAAUAAGGCUGGUCUGGGUAUGGGUGUUGCGGCUUUUUACCUGUUCCUCGCGGUUUAUUCUGUUGGUGUCGAUGUUGCGGGUGUGGUAUUUUAUGGCGAGCUCUUCCCGAACCACCAGCGCGGAAAAGGUCUCAGCUUAUCAGUCGCUACGAUUGCACUGACGGAUCUUGUGUAUUUGCAAGCGACUGCAACUGCAUUUGCCAACAUCGGAUGGAAAUUCUAUCUCGUAUUCAUCAUUAUCACUGGACUUGGCGCGAUUGUGUUGUACUUCGUGCUUCCGGAGACCAAGGGUAUCCCGCUCGAGGAGAUGGCCAAGAUCUUUGGCGAUGCAGAUGAUGUUGUGGUCUUCGCCGAGGACAUCCAUGUCGACCAGCACACGCACGAUCUAGUCGUUGAGGAUCACAAGACACACAUCACGCAUGUAGCCACAGAAACAGGGAGGGAUCUGACCUCCGGGGAAGCAAACGAGAAGCAGGGUGAGGUCGCCUAA
Messenger RNA from Eremomyces bilateralis CBS 781.70, 1242 nucleotides. RefSeq names its product MFS general substrate transporter. Gene Ontology annotation, molecular function: carbohydrate:proton symporter activity. NCBI's taxonomy places the organism in Eukaryota, Fungi, Ascomycota, Dothideomycetes, Eremomycetales, Eremomycetaceae. The transcript has 7 exons. The coding region runs from base 1 to 1242 and encodes 413 amino acids. The record is from RefSeq and is a predicted model, not a curated record. Gene Ontology annotation, biological process: carbohydrate transport; transmembrane transport. Gene Ontology annotation, cellular component: membrane.